Messenger RNA from Cyclopterus lumpus (lumpfish), 1812 nucleotides. Its product is annotated as zinc transporter ZIP1-like. Gene Ontology annotation, cellular component: plasma membrane. Lineage: Eukaryota; Metazoa; Chordata; Actinopteri; Perciformes; Cyclopteridae. Gene Ontology annotation, molecular function: zinc ion transmembrane transporter activity. Bases 210 to 1199 code for a protein of 329 amino acids. The transcript has 4 exons. Gene Ontology annotation, biological process: zinc ion transmembrane transport. The record is from RefSeq and is a predicted model, not a curated record.
GACUCACCACUUCCCGGACAAGUGAACCCGCAGCGAGCUGAGAACAAACGACUAAUAGGACUUUAUUCUAGUGAAUCUAAACCUGUAUUCAGUCCGGUUCUCCUAAGAGGGUCCUGCUGAGCGUCCGGAUCCGGAUUCAGACGUCGGCACCCUGGUGAAUCAUGGCUGCUGUUUGAGCUCCUCCUCCUUGAAGACAAACCAGAUUAAAGAUGUCUGCCGCCGGCGGGAGCGUCCUCCUGUCUCCUGGGAAGGAAACGGCCACACUGCAGAUCGACCCGGCCAGCAUCCCGGCCCUGGAGGUCAAACUGGGAGCACUGGUGGUCCUGCUGUCCGUCACAGUGCUGUUUGGUUUCGCCCCGCUGUGCAUGAUUCGGGGAAUGGGGCGCUGCAGUGAGGACCCAGAUGUGCGGCGCAGGCUGGUGAGCUUAAUCAGCUGUUUUGCUGGCGGAGUUUUCUUGGCUACCUGUCUGCUGGACCUGCUGCCAGACUACCUGCAGGGCAUCAACAAGGCCUUUAGCAUCGCAGGAGUCACACUCCAGUUCCCACUGCCAGAGUUCAUCAUGGCCAUGGGCUUCUUCCUGGUCUUGGUCCUGGAACAGAUCGUCCUGGCCUUCAAGGACCAGUCCUCCUCUCACGUGGAGGAGCGUCGGGCUCUGCUGGUGGACUCCAGCAGUCACCAGUCCCACCGCCACCGUGGGUCCGAGGAGUCCGACGGCAGCCCCUUCCAUGUGGACCGGGGCUCCCAGUCCGCCCUGCGCGCCUUCAUACUGGUCUUCUCUCUGUCUGUACACUCGGUAUUUGAGGGUUUGGCAGUCGGACUGCUGGAGGAGCAGGAGGAGGUGCUGGAGAUCUGCCUGGCGCUGAUUAUCCACAAAAGCAUCAUCUCCUUCAGCCUGGCCUUUAAGCUGAGUCAGGGCCGGCUGCGGCGGUCGGUGGUGGCCGGCUGUCUGCUGCUGUUCGCUGCCAUGUCACCGCUGGGCAUCGGCGUGGGCAUCGCCCUCACGGAGACCAGGGCGUCCCCGCAGCACCGGCUGGCCCGCUGCACGCUGGAGGGUCUGGCGGCAGGAACCUUCAUCUACAUCACCUUCAUGGAGAUCCUGCCGCACGAGCUCAGCUCCGGCAGGAACCGCAUCCCCAAGAUGGCCGCGCUGCUGGCGGGCUUCGCCGUGGUCACCGCCGUGCUCUUUGUCAAACUGUAACCAACACAUGACACUUGGACGUCAAUCUGAUGAUCAGAUCAUUGUUCACGAUGAAAUCAGGCAGGAAUCAGCUCGUUAGUACCCACAAUGCUCCUCUCCAACACAUCACGUUAUCACAGAGCUCAUUGUUUACUCUCACUUGUUAGGAUCCAAACACAGCAAAUAUCUGCCACUGACCGACCUGUAUGACCCCUAACUGACCUGUGUGACCCCUAACUGACCUGUGUGACCCUGUGACCUCAAGAAACAGAGGAAACCCACCUUAAGGACUUACCGCUGGAACAGCUGAUCUGUUCCCACAAUGCACCUAUAUAUGUAUUUUUGUAAUUACCACUUUUAGAAACCACAGCAUUUUAAUCAUUGUGUGAUAUUUUGUAUUGUGAUCAGAAGGAAGAGACUAUUACAAAUGAAAUAGUUCUUCAUACAGUGGCUGAGCUUUUGUUGCUUUAAAGCUUUAUAUUAUUAUCAAGAAAUGUAUCUGCUGUUCUAAAAUGAAACGGCAAACUAAAGAUGGACCUGUACAUUACAUUACAUUACAUUACAUUACAUUACAUGUCAUUUAGCUGACGCUUUUAUCCAAAGCGACUUACAAUAAGUGCAUUAAACCAUGAGU